This is a messenger RNA of Dicrocoelium dendriticum, 2489 nucleotides long. Lineage: Eukaryota; Metazoa; Platyhelminthes; Trematoda; Plagiorchiida; Dicrocoeliidae. The record is from the annotation of a GenBank genome assembly.
AAGUGAACCCGAUUGGAUGGCUGGCUGCCCAUUUCAGACAUCGAUGUAGAAAGGAUAUGUAAGAGAAUGGAACGUCGUGUUAGUUAACUAUGCACAGUUGCCUGACGCUGGUGGAUUACACCUGCCGCGAAGGUGAAGACAGUGACUUGGCCUCGCCUACAGGAUGCGCAAAGGAAACAGCCAUGCGUUGGAGACGUAUUACACGCUCCUUGGAUGUGCAUGCAUCAGACCAAAGCUCAUUGAGGGAAGAUAGAACCGCGAUGCUCUUGAGGACUAAUCGUUCAUUCAGAACGAACCUUGGUAGAUCAUCGGAAGGCACGGUUACAGAAACAAGCCGUCCGCGUCAAGACUCAGUUCUGCUACUAUCUAGCAGACAAAGGCCCACUUAUAUGGUUUCCCGUCGCCUGUCACGCGGCCCCAGUAGGAUCUGGGCCCCUGUUGGUCACUGCAGAUAUUUACUGGAUAGAGAUCCUAGAACCGGUGAGAUCCAAUGGAGUCCGGAAUCUAACGAAGUCUUUUGUAGUCCAAGGACCUUGACAGAAAUAUGCUUGGCAAGGCUGGUUCGCGACUGGCCCUGUAUGUUGCCCCCAAGAAAACCGUCUCUGCGAAAUGUUGUCAGCUUCCUCUUCAGCGCAAGGGAAUCCCGAUCGGACACUGCUUCCAGCCAUGCACGAUCUGGUAUACUCAAUGGCCGCCGAGCUGCCAGCAUGGCAUCCGGAGCAAACCAUGACUCAGACGACCAAAAUAGGUGCCCAAGUUCCGCGACACAUAAGAAUGGCUAUGCAUCGGAAUCUCAUGGAUCUAUUCUACCAAUGACUUAUCACGAUCUUCCUAUAAAUCUAUUGAGUGAUCUGUUGACGGAAGCUAUUUUACAAAGAGACUGCGCUGCAAUCGCAGGGUUAGUGGCAAAUUGGCCAAAUGAGCAGCUGGCUAUCAGACGUUUGAUACCCCAAGAGGAGUUCCCAUUGUCACCAAACUACCUCACCAACCCGUCGUUUGUGCUUGUGAGUCCGGAAAAUCGACGGGGCAACCGAACAACACUAGUGAAAGGUCCCAGUCUUCUGGAUGCAUUCAUUUUGGGUCUCCUUAGCCGACAGCCCGUCUGCAAGCUCACAUCCCUGGACUUCACAGGCUUCGAAGAAGAUUUACGGGUGAGCAUUGAACUGUCCCGCUUACCUAUUCUCUGGAUGAAACCAGAAAGUCGUAAUUCGGAGUACGUCCGGCGGCAUUUGAUGGCAAGUCUUCAUAUUGGCAUUCCGAAGAAACGACUUGAAACUUAUUUUUCACGCAUUGCGGCAAUUUACGCAAUUUACGAAUCGGAGCUAGGUCACGGUGAACCAUUUGGUGAGUUCUGUCCCGACUAUUUCCUGUCUAUCACGCAGUUUGAAAUGGAAGAUCCAUCUUUGGGGAGCAGCCUAGCCGUCGUUUUACCAUCGGCUGUUGGUUGGCUCAUCAGCUUACGAAAUUUGCGUGCCUGCUCACUGCCCGCGUGUAUUCCACCACCACCCGAUCUGACCUCUGUGCCACCCUCUCGGACAUCCACGAACUUUUUCCCUCCUGUUCAAGACGCACCUGGAAUACCACAACGUCGCUCAAACAGGUUCCAGAGUUCUUCAUCCUCAAGUGCACACACAUCGAGUACGCCAGUUUUCGCCUCAAACACUGCCGCCUGUCGCUUAUUGAAUCGUGCGCUCAUUUCAUUGCGUUACCUUCAGAGGUUGGGACUCGCUAGAUGUCAUUUGACAGGGCAGUUGAAAACUCUUUUGAGCGGACUGAGUCAACCAUUGGAAUACCUCAAUUUGCAAGAUUGCUGCCUUGCUCCGGAGGAUGUGGGCUUUCUUGUGCACCACUGGCGACCUCUGCACGGCCUGUACGAAUUGAAUCUGUCUAGAAACAAUUUAUCCAAGGUACCGGACGAGACGUUCGUUCACCUGGUGGAUACAGUGUGUAAAAGACCACCUGGACAAUUGGUCUGUCUCUCGAUAGCAUACACAUGCAUGUCUACCGACCGAUUAACCUGGCUUGUGGGUCUGAUGGCCGGCAUGGUCAAUGGUUCUCAAGAUACCGAGGAUAAUGUCGCUGAAGAAGAGGAUAAAUCGGACAAAAUGAUAUACGCAACAUCAACUUUACGCGUUCUAUGCAUACAAACUUUUGUUCCCCCAACGCGUGAUGUAAUACAUCGUAUCCUCUAUCGUGUAGCUCGUCUUCCGAAACUACAACGUCUGCAUUUGUUUCCGGCGGCCUAUGCUUUUCCAGGGGAUGGUGAGCCGAAUCAACGGGAACUUCGAACACAAUUUAUAUCUCACAGCCGAAAUUACUUGACGCAACGUUUUAGGCCAGAUAUUGAGGUUCUAUAAGCAAACUGUUCAUGUGGCAUUAAACUUGUACUAUUGUUUAAUUCCACCUGCUCAUCGGAAUGUGUCCAUAUUUUCACAGCCACCAUUCACGUGACGUGGUGCUAUGUAACAAAUAUGACUUUUUUCGCAAAA